AUUGACACCGCACCUGGAAAUCAUGGCAGCAGCGGGGUUUCGUCCACUACAAGCUCCUUUAAGGGUACAGCGAUGCGUGCGCAAUAUCGUUCAGCCGCAGAGAACUCAAAUAGCCAUGCACAUGUACCGGUAUGAAAUGUAAAAUACACGGAAGACGAACAGCUCAAUGUGCAUCGUUCAAUACCACCGGCAGGGCACAAAAUGACGGCGACCCUUGGUCUCUCUAAUCGAAUGGAUGAUGAUUUCCAAAAUGGCACCAUCACACUAUUUAUUAGCGCUAACGCCACCACUGACAUCCUCUCUUCAGCGAGUGCUGAAGACAUCCUGGGGCCUCGCUAUCACAAGCGAUCCCGCAUUGCUAUUAUCAUUGUCAUGAUCGUGGCUUCAGUCAUCGGCAACACGUUCGUCUGCUGGAAGCUCGUCAUCAAGAGACGACGACAACGAAUGUCCAAAGCCCGUGUGCUCUUCUUGAAUCUGGCCAUCUCAGAUCUGAUGGUAGCUUGCAUCACCAUGACGUCGCAAGUGGUGUGGGAGGUGAUGGGUAGGCUGUGGAUUGCUGGCGAUGCUUUCUGUCGCCUUUUCAAGUUCCUACAGACGUUCGCACUCGUGUCGUCCACUUAUAUGCUCGUAGUGAUCGCGCUUGACAGACACAUCGCUAUUGUUACUCCGCUGGCACCGAACCCAGACCCUUGGAAGUUGGCAGCUUUCACCUGGCUGGCAUCGUGCUUGCCGUCCCUGCCGAACGUUUACGUGUUCCACGCCGUCCAGGUGGAUCGUGCAAGGUGUUUCUGCGCGUCCAUCUUCUACGAAAGCAGCACGCCAAUCUACCACCGACAGCUCUACAUGGGAUUCGUGUUCUUCAUGGUGUUCGUGGUUCCGCUCGCACUAUUGGUGACAUUCUACACGGGCAUCUUAUGCACCAUAUGGAAGCACCGCUCCAGGAGUGACAAAGUGGGCCAGCAAACAGCCUCGUCGCUUCCGCUUGCCAAGGUGAAGACUCUGAAGAUGACCGUCGUGGUGUUCUGUGCUUUUCUUGUGACAAACGUACCCUACAUGGUACAAGAAGUCAUCCUGGCAUUCGGCAAUCCGGGCGUCCUCAAUGCAAACGUAGUGGCUCUGUCUGGCGUCAUAUCGGCCUCGAACAGCGCCAUAAAUCCGUACAUCUUUCUGUACUUCCAGAAGGACCACCACGGGGGAAGUAGAAGCACGUUUAUGUCGUUGGUGAGAAAUCUGCCCUGCUUCCGUCGCUGGUUCGCUCGCGCCAGAAGCAAGAGCAGUCACAAGAUGGCGACACUGACGGUGACGUACUCCUGUCGGCAUUCGCGGACAGUAACCACGGCUAACCUGGAUAUGGCUUCCGAAAGGACUUAACUCUUGUACGACAUCAUUUCGAACACAUUAACAAAGAAAUGUUGCUCGCGAUGCAUCAUCUAUGAGAUUUUCUGUUGCUUUUAUCAAGAUAAAGCGUCUUUCUCGCUCCUUUU
Rhipicephalus microplus (southern cattle tick) is the source of this 1484-nucleotide messenger RNA. RefSeq names its product cephalotocin receptor 2. Gene Ontology annotation, molecular function: peptide binding; G protein-coupled receptor activity. The record is from RefSeq and is a predicted model, not a curated record. Gene Ontology annotation, cellular component: plasma membrane. Gene Ontology annotation, biological process: cellular response to hormone stimulus; G protein-coupled receptor signaling pathway. NCBI's taxonomy places the organism in Eukaryota, Metazoa, Arthropoda, Arachnida, Ixodida, Ixodidae.